AUGAAGGAGUUUGCCUUUAUGAAAGCGCUACACGAGCAUGGGUUUCCGGUCCCCGAACCCAUCGCGCAGAACAGACAUACGAUUGUUAUGAGUUUGAUCGACGCGUUCCCUCUCCGGCAGAUUUCUUCGGUUCCGGAUCCUGGCAGGCUUUAUUCGGAGCUUAUGGAGAUGAUUAUACGGUUGGCCGGGGUGGGGCUUAUACAUGGUGAUUUUAACGAGUUUAAUAUUUUGAUUAAGGAGGAGGUCGUUGGGUCUGAGACGGCAAGGGGCAAGAGAAAGGAGGGAGGUUAUGGUGCUGAAGGGGAGAAUAGCAAUCUGAUACCCAUCCUUAUCGACUUCCCGCAGAUGGUCUCUGUGGAUCAUCCUAAUGCGGAAAUGUACUUUGACAGAGAUGUGCAAUGCAUCAAAAGGUAUUUUGAGCGGAGGUUUGGAUUUGCGAGUGAUGAGAAAGGGCCAUUUUUUAAAGACGCGAAGAAGCUAGUGGGGACGAAGAAAGGGGGUGCGAGGCUGGAUGUUGAAGUCGAAGCAUCGGGUUUCUCGAGGAAGAUGGCAAGGGAGUUGGAGGCAUACAUGAAGGAGAUGGGUGUCGACGGAGACGGAGGUGAAAAUGGUGAGCGUGAUGAUCUGCGAUCUGAUGAGGAAGGAAAUGAAGAGGAUUCCGAGGAGGAGGGAGAGAAUGAAGAUGACGGAGUCCCUUUAGGUGACGAAGUGGAUGCUUUUGGAAACACGACACAGAAGAAAUCUGAGGUAGAGCAUCCUAAGAUUUCUGAAUCGGAAUCUACAAAGGGAAUCGGCAUUGAGCAGCUCCGAAUAUCUGACUCUAAACUGCAAGCUGCAUGA
Histoplasma mississippiense is the source of this 840-nucleotide messenger RNA. RefSeq lists its product with no specific name. The transcript has a single exon. Gene Ontology annotation, biological process: maturation of SSU-rRNA. NCBI's taxonomy places the organism in Eukaryota, Fungi, Ascomycota, Eurotiomycetes, Onygenales, Ajellomycetaceae. The coding region runs from base 1 to 840 and encodes 279 amino acids. The record is from RefSeq and is a predicted model, not a curated record. Gene Ontology annotation, cellular component: nucleus; preribosome, small subunit precursor; cytosol. Gene Ontology annotation, molecular function: ATP binding; protein serine/threonine kinase activity.